Molecule: messenger RNA, 1941 nt
Organism: Brassica oleracea var. oleracea
Lineage: Eukaryota; Viridiplantae; Streptophyta; Magnoliopsida; Brassicales; Brassicaceae
Exons: 1
Coding region: 1-1941 (646 amino acids)
Molecular function (GO): zinc ion binding; nucleic acid binding
Source: RefSeq, a predicted model, not a curated record
AUGGCUCCUCGACCAGGCAAAGAACCAGCUAACGACUGGACACACUUUCAACAAUUCUUGGAAGACUUUCAAGAAAACUUUCAUGAUGAAAUCCGCAGAACUUUGGCUGACUCAAUUCAGGCUGGAGUUCAAGCCGGAGUUCAGGCCGCAUUAGCAGUAAACGCAGAAAACGCGCCAAUUGCGCCACCCCCUCAACGUCAGCGACGCAACAACAACCUGAUAUUUGAGGAACAUGAAGACGAAGACGUGGAAAAUCCUUUUGGAGAUCAAAAUCGUCAUCAACAACAUCAUCGACAACGCCAGAACGACGACGAUCCUCGUUGGACUUCGGGUAUUAAAAUUGAGAUCCCAGAGUUUAAAGGAGGAUCACAACCGGAGGAGCUACUCGAUUGGUUUGUAACCGUCGAUGAAUUCAUCGAGUUCAAAGACGUUCCAGAACAGAAGAGGGUGCCUCUCAUCACAACACGUUUUCGUGGACAUGCCGCUUCGUGGUGGAAUCAACUUAAACUGUCACGUACACGACGAGGGAAAGAAAAAAUCACAUCGUGGGACAAGUUAAAGAAGCAUCUUCGCAAGACAUUCAUUCCUUACAAUUUUGAGCGUCUUCUAUUUCAGAAAUUACACAAUAUACGACAAGGUUCACGCUCCGUGGAGGAUUAUGCUAACGAAUUCUACCAGAUGUUGACAAGAGUCGACAUUCAUGAUUCUGAAGAUCAGUUGGUAGCUCGUUUUAUUGCAGGCCUACGACCGCAGCUACAGAAUAUGCUUCAUCAGUUUGAUAUGUGUUCUGUCUCAGAAGCACGCCAACGAGCAUUACUUGUCGAGCAGCAAACUUGCCUCAGUACAAACCAAUGGACAGGUAACUCCCGACCUCGUAACACAACAACAUCUGACGACACCAAAUCUGCGAAUACUCAGACCGCAACAAUGACUUCGGGUUCCAAAACCACUACCCACGCGGACGAACAAACAGACGCGCGACCUUCACGCCCUAAUGCUCUCAAGUGUUUCACGUGUGGCGAACGGGGUCAUAUUCAGACAGCCUGCCCAAAUCGUGGCCGCAGAGGCUUACUUGCUGCUGAUAAAGAACUCGCCGGGGAUCCUAUUUAUGAUGAAGAAGACGACCAGUUCGAUGAUGUGGAGGAGGAACAAGUCAACGGUGAUACGGGAACUUUCCUCAUGAUACGAAGAAAUUGUUUUGCUCCGAAAACAAGUGAAGCUUGGCAACGGACAUCAUUAUUCAGCUCUACGUGCAAAAUCAAAGGAAAAUUAUGUCGGUUCGUGAUUGAUUCGGGUUGUUCAGCAAACGUGGUCUCAGAAGAAGCUUUCCGCAAACUCUCACUCAAACCGGAGGCUCACCCACACCCUUACCGCCUCCUUUGGAUGCAGACUGGAGCUGAGGUAUACGUUUCUCAGCGCGCCCUGGUAUCUCUCUCGAUCGGAGCAUUCUACAAAGACGAGCUUUAUUGUGACAUCGCCACCAUGGAUGUAUCUCACAUUAUUUUAGGCAGGCCAUGGCAAUAUGAUCGAGAAGUUAUCCACAAUGGCAAAACGAAUACCCAUUCAUUUUUAUUCCAAGGACGUAAGAUCACUCUUCUUCCUUCGCCAGAUACUAACAACACGAUCAACUCUACUAACCCUGCAUCGUCAUCAAAACAAAAUUUGAUGAUUAUCUCUAAAUUCCAGUUCGAACAAGAGUUACAAGAAGCUCGGCCACUCUUUGCCUUAGUCUCGGUCACCCCUACGCCUCCACAACCAUCUCCUUGUCCACCUGCGUUUGAUCCGAUACUCACCGAGUUUGAAGAUCUGUUCCCGGACGAGUUACCAGCAGGAUUGCCUCCACUCCGAGAUAUUCAACAUCAUAUAGACCUGGUUCCUAAUGCGGUCUUGCCCAACCGAGCGCACUAUCGCAUGAGCCCGGAAGAGCAUGAAGAGCUUUGA